Molecule: messenger RNA, 1102 nt
Organism: Amphimedon queenslandica
Lineage: Eukaryota; Metazoa; Porifera; Demospongiae; Haplosclerida; Niphatidae
Product: pyridoxal 5'-phosphate synthase subunit SNZERR-like
Exons: 7
Coding region: 83-976 (297 amino acids)
Biological process (GO): pyridoxal 5'-phosphate biosynthetic process; pyridoxine biosynthetic process; amino acid metabolic process
Molecular function (GO): amine-lyase activity
Source: RefSeq, a predicted model, not a curated record
AGUUGGAAGCCCCUCCCACGUAAAAAAACAUUAUCAUUAUUAUGUCAUAAUCAGCACUUUAUUACCAACGAUUAUUUGCAUCAUGGAGGAACGCCAAACUGGUACACCUAUGUUAAAGGAAGGUUUAGCUCAGAUGCUAAAGGGGGGAAUUAUAAUGGAUGUUGUCAACGCAGAGCAAGCUAAGAUUGCCGAAGAGGCAGGAGCAUGUGCUGUGAUGGCCUUAGAGCGUGUUCCAGCUGAUAUUAGAAAAGAAGGAGGUGUGGCUAGAAUGUCUGACCCAAAAAAAAUUAAAGAGAUAAUGGCAGCUGUCACCAUACCAGUAAUGGCUAAAGUUCGUAUCGGACAUUUUGUCGAGGCUCAGAUACUCGAGGCUCUCAGUGUUGACUUUAUUGAUGAAUCAGAAGUAUUAACUCCGGCUGAUGAUCAGAAUCACGUUAACAAACACGAUUUCAGUGUACCGUUUGUGUGUGGAGCCAGAGACCUUGGCGAGGCCUUGAGAAGGAUUGCUGAAGGUGCUUCGAUGAUAAGAACUAAAGGAGAAGCAGGGACAGGUAAUGUGGUUCAAGCUGUUAAACAUGCACGGACAAUCAAUCAUCAAAUCAGGAUUGCAAAGGCAAUGGACUCCAGCGAGCUGUACAGCUACGCUAAAGAGUUAGGAGUGUCACACGAGCUUUUAAAGAAGACAGCCGAACUUGGAAGACUGCCUGUUGUCAACUUUGCUGCCGGAGGAUUAGCUACUCCUGCUGACGUUGGGUUAUUAAUGCAGUUAGGUGUUGACGGAGUAUUUGUUGGCUCUGGCAUAUUCAAGAGUGCCAAUCCGGAGAAAAGAGCACGGGCUAUGGUCCAGGCAGUAACUCAUUUCAAUGAUCCAAAGAUACUUGCAACAGUCAGCGAAGACCUUGGAGAACCUAUGGUUGGGGUCAAUUGUGACGAGUUGAAAGAGAAGUGGGCCGGAAGAGAAAGCUCUAGAGUCUAACGCUUGAAAAUUGUAUCAUUAUUAUUUAUUAUUGUAGUUUAGUUAUUGUUAGUAGUUUUAUUAUUAUUGCUGUUUAUUUAUUGGUCUAUUCCUUUUAUUUUUGAUUCAAUUUGUGCUAAAAGUUGA